Lotus japonicus is the source of this 1352-nucleotide messenger RNA. RefSeq names its product L-type lectin-domain containing receptor kinase S.6-like. NCBI's taxonomy places the organism in Eukaryota, Viridiplantae, Streptophyta, Magnoliopsida, Fabales, Fabaceae. The record is from RefSeq and is a predicted model, not a curated record. Gene Ontology annotation, molecular function: carbohydrate binding. The transcript has a single exon. Bases 90 to 1130 code for a protein of 346 amino acids.
UGUUUUGUGAUUGAAUUGAACGGUGGACAUGAAGAAAAAAAGCACAUAGAGUUUGAGUGGUCGACACAAAACCAAGAGAAAAAAGUAACAUGCCGAGAGGGAGAGAAAGAAAGAGAGAAGAAGAAACUUUCAUGGUUGGCGUUGGUGUCCCUUGGAAUCACAAACAUAGCGGCAUGGUUACAUUCUCCCUCUUCUUCAUCCUCUGUUCCUUCUUCAUCCUCCUCCAACCUUCCCUCUCUUCCUCCUCCACCACCACCCUCACCGGUUUCGACUCCGACAUCGACCUCUUCUCCGAUGCCGAGUCCGUCUCCGGUACCCACGUGCGCCUCACGCGCCACUCACCUUCCACCUCCGGCCUCCUCCUCCGCCGUCAGCCACUCACCUUAACCGCCGCCACCUCAAUCUCCGUUGAGUUUUCAUUCUCUGUUUCCCCCGACGCCGGCGACGGCCUCAUCCUCCUCCUCGCCCCCGGCGAAUUCUCCGACUCGUUCCCCGGUAGCGGCUCCUUCGGGAUCCCCGGUUCGGUCAAGAGCUACCUCGGCGUCGAGUUUGACACCACCGUCGGGAUCGACGUUGGUAGCCGCGCCUCCGUCGCGGUUGCGAAUGGUUCCGCGUUGAAUCUGGUUGUCAAUAAUGGGGAAAAGGUUAACGCGUGGGUUGACUACAAGGCUGGUUCGAGAACGUUGGAGGUUCGUUUGAGCAAAUGGGGUGAACCCAGAUCUGAAGAUCCAAUCGUUUCGCACCGCAUUGAUCUGUUCAACUUCUGGAAUCGUAAACCUGUGUUCGUGGGUUUGAGUUCUUCCAAUGAUGCGAACUCGGUGCAGGUUGUUAGUGUUUAUUCAUGGAAGGUUAGCGUGAGGGAGGUUUCGAAAUCGUUGCAUUCUCAACCUGCGGAUCCUAGAAGAUUCUCUGAGGAGAGGAAGUUUCGUACGUUGACUGUUCUUGCUGGGGUGAUAUUUGGAACUGUGUGUGUUGCUUUGGUCACGUUUGUGGUGCUGUUCAUGUGGGUCAUUUUCUUCCAUAAGCAUGAAGAAGAGUCUCUGGCUAAACUCCCUAACCACCCUGCAGAUGUAAGGUAUGAGAGAAUUGAUGUGUCUGUUGAGAAGCAUACAAAAGAUGAUGAAAAUUAGAGGCAUAGGUUAUGUGAUUUGUGAUUUUUUAGAUGAUGCUAUUGUUGUUGUUGUUGUUGUUGUUCUUGUUGUUGUUGUUGUUGUUGUAUAUCUAUAUGAUGUGUAAAAUUCUUUUGUAGGAGAUUAUGAUAUUGUAGGUUUACUGUAACCAAUCUUGUAAAAUAUUUGAACAUCCUGUUUUGGGAGCCACUUUGAUUACAAUCUUGUUUAUCAAUUUUUGCA